Messenger RNA from Purpureocillium takamizusanense, 1656 nucleotides. RefSeq lists its product as uncharacterized. The transcript has 2 exons. The record is from RefSeq and is a predicted model, not a curated record. Gene Ontology annotation, biological process: regulation of DNA-templated transcription. Gene Ontology annotation, molecular function: zinc ion binding; DNA-binding transcription factor activity, RNA polymerase II-specific. Bases 44 to 1585 code for a protein of 513 amino acids. NCBI's taxonomy places the organism in Eukaryota, Fungi, Ascomycota, Sordariomycetes, Hypocreales, Ophiocordycipitaceae.
CGAUUGUCGAACACCCGACGAUCGAUCGGAAGGUGGCCUCUUGAUGCCUCGCAAGGGUAUCGUCAAGGUCCGCACCGGCUGCAUAACAUGCAAAGCUCGGAGGGUCAAGUGUGACGAAGGACGGCCGACAUGUCUUGUGUGCCAGAAGGCCGGCAAGCUAUGUCGUGGCUACGCACCACCACCCAUCGGGUACUACUCAUGGGAAGAGCUACUGCUCCUCAGCAAGCCUGUUCAGACAGGGCUGUCCAAUUUCCCCGGCGUCACAGCUCUUGAGCUUCGAAACAUAGCUUUCUUCCAACGGGUGGUCGCGCCCUCAGUAUGCGGGCCGGUAACGCACUCUCUCUGGACUAGAGCCAUUAGUCAGGUUUUGCACGUCGAACCGGCCGCUAGACAUGCCGUCGUGGCUCUAGGGUCCUUGUACGAGAACUCGGAGCGGGUGUUGCGUAGCGAUCCAAUGGCGACGGGCCCGCUGGAUGCACACCGGCAUGCCAUCACGCAUUACAACAUUGCGAUAAGGCAUCUCACUACACCGAGAGUAUACCUCGCCAACGACACAAUUCUCCUCGUAUGCGUUCUGUUCAUCGCCAUAGAGUUCCUUCGCGGCAAUGUCGAAGCAGCGGCAACGCACAUACGAAACGGGAUAUCGCUGCUGAACUCAGUCGGCAGCGACGACGAAGAUCUAGUAUUCGCCUUGUUGCACCUUGCUAUUUUCCCGUUUUAUUUCGCCAUGGGCCCUGCGAGCGAUUUGGAGGUGCCGCUGGGCUGGGACCCGUCGGGCCUGCCGCACAUGUUUUCGAGUCCAUCUCAUGCUCAGGCCUGGCUGGACUUGCUUUCUUUGCGCACGGUGCGUCUCGUACGCCAAGCCAAAGAAAACCGCUCCGGGGUCGCGGCAGCCGUGCCCUUGGAAGAAAUCACCGCCGCGGCGCAAUGUUUGGACCAAGAUCUGGACGUUUGGUGGUCUACGUUCUGCAUGUCGCGACAGGGAAUGCAAGGCGACCACACCAUCAUGGAGAAACUUCUCGAAGCGCGAUUCCUACACGCAAAGAUGAGGAUCAGCACUAACCUGGACCACGACGAGCACGUUUGGGCAACGCAGGAGCAAAGAUUCCGCCGCUUUGUAGCGGUCGCGCAGGAGGUGCGACACGCGUGGCAAUCCGACGACAGCAAGCACAGGACUUUUGCGUUUGGGAUGGGCUUCUGCCCCCUGCUCUUCAGGACGGUACACAAAUGCCGGGUGCUGAAGCUGCGGCUCGCCGCGCUGUCGCUCAUGGACGAGCUCUGCUGGGCGCGGGAGACUGUCUGGGAUCGGACGCUGCUGAGGGCUUUGGGCGAGAAGAUCGUCGAGGUCGAGCACGGCAUGCGACUAACGCCGGAGAGAGUCAAGGCUUUGCAAGAAGAGGGCUCGCAUGAGCUGGCCGUGUCGGCUGACGCAUCUUUAAUUCGGGACAUUGUCUUGCAUCCUGGGCCAGACCUGGCGAUGAAUGCCGAUGGCUCGAGGAUCUGGAAGAGACGGGUGACGCUGAUUCUGGCGGGUCCAGGAGGCAGCUCAGAGGAGCGUUUGGAAGAGUGUUUUGAGAUGAGAUGAAUCGAUAUGCUAGAUCCGAGCAUAUGCCGUCUCCGAGAUUGGCAUGUAAAUUGAUGAUCGCUGUAAUCCAG